AUGAAAGUGUGGAGAGAUACACAUACGCGCAGACCUACAGACUAUCGGAACCGUUACGACAGCGCCUCUACAAGCGCCGUUGCGAGAUCCACCGAAGGUCGCCAGCGCUGUCUCAGCACAGGUGUGACGCCAUGCUGCAGCCACUUCAUAAACAUCGCGAAGCCUUAAAUAGUCGGGCAUCAACAAGCUCCUCCAAACAGCCUUUGCAGAUCCCUUCGCCUGAGCGCUGCCCGUCGUGGUCUCCUCGCAGAGCCUGCAGCCAAUUGCACACAGCGCCUCGUGCAACAGCCUCAAUCACUGCAUUGUCCAGCAACGAUGUUGUCGACUUCGGCAUUACUACUGGGCCUGGCAUUGGUGCUCUCCGCGAGGGGGGCGCUGCCGCAGGAGAAAUGCACCACCAGCCACUUCAGAUUCGCUUUAGUCUGUUCCAUAACGGUGCACCACACAGGAAGGCUGCCGAAGAACGUGGCCUCGAAUCUGACCGCCGAUAACCUGGAGAAACUGAAGAAGCAAGUGUGCCCGUGUCGGCCGCCGGAGAUAGGCUACUUCUGCCCGAGUUUCGUCACGAAGUUCAUCCAGUCGAACAAGUGCCCUUAGGAAUUUUCAGGACCCCCCCCCCCCACGCUCUAUCCGGAUUAUGCUCGCAAAGGAUGUUAUGAGGAGGCAGUGACAUAAAGCGCAGACGACCGCCAGCUUUGCGUUCGCUUGAUUGCUGUUCGUUAAGCGCCGCGAUGCUUAAACGAACGCAAGCGCUGGAGUACUCCGUCGCUAAAUGAGUUCGUUUGAGUAUUUCGGCGUUUAGACACGAACGGUGCUCAACGAACGCAGAGCCUUAGCUUGGGCAUUAUAUGGGACUUCUUCGUUUUAGAAUUGCUCAAGUGUGUGAUUGCCACUCGUCAUUCUAUAUGUUUUGUGAUAUAUAUCAAUAUGAUCAAAGGAAACAAAGUUGAAACCUCAUUGUCGAAGAUGUUUGGAAUUACGUUUCGAACACCCAAAGCAAGUGCCCGUUGUUGUUAAGGCAUAGGAGAGUUUCGGAGGUUUUUGCCAAUGGCUCAACAAUUCUUUCAAAAUGUAC
Penaeus monodon (black tiger shrimp) is the source of this 1075-nucleotide messenger RNA. RefSeq lists its product as uncharacterized. The transcript has 2 exons. Lineage: Eukaryota; Metazoa; Arthropoda; Malacostraca; Decapoda; Penaeidae. The record is from RefSeq and is a predicted model, not a curated record. The coding region runs from base 132 to 491 and encodes 119 amino acids.